Messenger RNA from Clupea harengus (Atlantic herring), 3416 nucleotides. Its product is annotated as OX-2 membrane glycoprotein. Lineage: Eukaryota; Metazoa; Chordata; Actinopteri; Clupeiformes; Clupeidae. Gene Ontology annotation, molecular function: cell-cell adhesion mediator activity. The record is from RefSeq and is a predicted model, not a curated record.
GCCCAAAUCACUUCUCUGCCGAACACUUGCAGCCCGCAUUCCGCCUCUGCCGUUGAAGUGAGUGGGUGCGCAAGCGGGAGGAAAGAGUGGAACUGUACGAUGAAGCAGGUCUGAAAUUGAUCAGGGGGGGUACCGCUGCCUUUGCUACAGAAGAGUCAUACUGGAUUGUAAAGAUGCUGGACGUGACCCUAGUGAGAUGCUUACAGCUGUGUGUCUCUGUGACACUGGUGUCCAGACUUGAAGGCAGGGUUUCGGCGCCAGCGCGGGUGGAGGCGGUGGUGGGCAAGCCCUUCACGCUGAGCUGCACGCUGGUGAAGAAGGGCACGGGCGACUCCGUGACCCAGGUGCGCUGGUUGGACCCCAAGAACCAGACGCUGAUCGCCUACCAGCCCGGACGCAAGGACACUGUGAGCGGGCAGCAGCACGUGGAGCUGGUCUCCUCCCCCGGGGACUCCAGCCAAAUCAGCAUCAAGCGGGUCAGUUACCGUGACGAGGGCUGCUACACCUGCACCUUCGACGUCUACCCCUCCGGCGCCAGAGAAGGGACCACUUGCCUCACGGUCACAGGGGUCGUGACCCACGGUGGCAACAAGACGGCGGUGAGUGGUAAGAUGGCGACCCUCAACUGCCACUUCGGCCUGCCGGAGAAGGUGCAGCAGGUGCUGUGGAGGAGGAGGUUGGCAGGGCCGCCGGUGGAGUGGCAAGACGUGGUGUCCUUCGUCCCGGAGGGCGAGCCUGAGACCAAGGAGGAGUACCAGGACAGGGCGACGGUCUCGUCCUCCCUGGCAGACUCAGAGCUGUCUCUGAGGCCCGUGCGAGUGGAGGACGAGGGGUGCUACUCCUGUGAGUUCCACACGUACCCAGACGGAACCAAGAGCAGCACUGUCUGCCUGACCAUCUACGUCCUGCCCAAGCCUCAGGUGAGCUACAAGACCACGUCGCCGGGGGUGAUCGAGGCUAACUGCACGGCCAUUUCAAGGCCGGCGUCAGAGAUCGUCUGGAACGUGGAGGGCAACAACCGAACUAUGGGCGCCCCGGUGAACUCGGUCCAGCCGCUAGACGACGGAACCACGCAGGUCAUCAGCACGCUCGUGGUGCAGUCGGGGCUGCUGAAGGACGUGUCCGUCAAAUGUCUGGUCCACCACAAGGGCCUGGAGUCGGCUAUAGCCGUGUCGAUGAACACUAAGAUUGGGACUGCUCUUACCAUCCUGAUCUCCGUGACGACAGUAGCCUUCCUGCUGGUCCUGUCCCUGUGUUUCUGCCUGUGGAAAUGCUUCUUGCGCAAAGAAGUUGACUGAGCUGCACGACCGGUUGGCAUCCAGGAGUGAAGGAGGUUGACUGUGGCUUCAUCACAUGUGCAGUCAACAGUGCCUGUGACUGCAAACCCAGCUUGACUGAUUACCUGAACUGUCAAGACUACGUGAAUUAAUGUUAGUCCAUGUCCAUGUGGCCUGAAGACCGAACGCAUAUCAGGAAUGGAACGGAAAACAGCUUGGCAGAUGAAAGAUUAGAGAGGCCUCCUUUCCGUGAAGAGGAAAAACAAAACAAUCCAUCUGGAAGUUUCUCUGCUCAAGAAAAGGAACUAUCCAACUAUCAAAAUGAAAAAGGAACUCCAUGAUACAUUACCCUCUCAUAUAGCAAGCUAACAAAAGAUGUAACAUCAAAUAGCCUGUUCGUUGUUUCUAUAGUUACCAGCUCUUUUUCAGCCACUGAGUAUGACAUAACCGCUUGGGAGAGUUGGUAAGAUAGUGGUGGAUCCACGGGGGGCACAGGUAUCUAUGGACUAUUUCCGACAAUGUUGACGCGUCAUUCCUUCACUGUGUUAAACGUAUCACAAGACACUACUCACUGCCACUCAACAGGGUUAUGUUCAGUGAAAAACGUGCUUCCCUCGCCAUUAUUGUAAAAAGAAAUUAUAACACGACUGUCUUUCAUUCAUCUUAAUACCUGCUCGUUUAACAUCCUGCUAUAAAUAUUUACAGAGCAGUUGCAAGUAACUUUUUUUCACUAGGUAUAUGUUUAUCGCUUUUGUGCAGCAUAUGAGGACAUUUUAGAUAGACGUGACAGAAAUCCAUAAAACAGUCCAUUAAUAAUCAUCACUAGAUCAUUGGCACCUCAUUCAACCUCUGCCUGUGUUGCACUGCAUUACACACCCAUUAGAGGAGGCUAUGCUACACGCUACACUACCCUGGCUGUCUCCACUGACUCUAUGCUCUGACUAAGCCCACGGCCCUUGUGCAGAGGUCAUGAGGUAAUGAGGUCACGAGGUCGUGUCUACUGGUCACGCUGAUACAGCAGUGUGAGGUGAUAGGGUUCAGUGUGCUUGGCUUGGCCAUGGUGGGCUCUCUGGACAGAAUGCAUUACCAACCCAAUGUUUCGCUUCAGCACUGAAAAUGCACAGCAUGAGGGCCUGCGUGGUUUCAUGAUUCGGUGCAAACUUCUGGAUGAUGGGACUACUUUGUGUGUGUGUGUGAGUGUGUGCAGGUUUGUGUGUGCAUGCUUUUAAGUAAUAUGAGUGUGUGUGCCAGGUUAUUAGUACAUUUUAUGCACUUUGUGUGUGUGUGUAUGUGUGUCUUUGUGAGCACUGUACUUUGUGUGCUUGUGUGUGUGUGUGUCUAAGCAGGUACCUGGUUCAGCUCUUUCAGUAAAAGUGUACUAGGGUGUCCAUAAUAAUCAUAAUCAUAAUCACCAUUCUGCACUUACAUAAAUACUCACUUUCUGAAGGGAAUUCAAUUAUGGAGAUAAACAACAAAUAACACCUUCACUCUCUCACAAUGCACUAAAGAUGGUGGACUUCGCUGUUUUGGAUUGUCAAGAUUAAAUGAAGACAGCAAGUGUGGCUGAAGUCUUUCUGUUGACCCCGCACAUAUAAAAGUGUCCUCGCUCCUGCCUGGUAUGUUAGUGGCCUGUACCAGCUUUGAUCCAAUGAGAUGUAGCUGAGGCACAUGACUUGGGAGAUAAGCAGAAAUAAUCUGCCGUUCUUUGUAAUGCACAUUUUCUCUGUGUUAUAUUUUGUAUUUUUUGUCACAGUGAGAAUGUUACACAUUUGAUAUCAACUUUAAUGCAUAAUGUUCCUUCGGUCUCACUCUGAUCUGCAUGAAGGGCGGAGGUCAAUUUGUUGACCUCUUAGAAAUGGACAGGCUUUGCAGCAGUAUGGAGAAGCAGAUGAAGGGUGUGAACGCCAGAUGCUAUGGCUCUGAAGGACUGUCAGCUGAUGUACCACUCACUCACUCACAUACGUCUCUAGCAGUGCAGUAACUCUUAUCACUACCAUCCAGCAUUAAAGUACAUACUGUGAAGAGAGGGAGGUAAACUGCUGAAGUAAAAAUGUGUAUCGUUAUUAUAAUAUGGAAUGGGAGAGUGCAAAUGAACAAAAAAAGAAAUAAAAACGUUUUGUCGUGUUUGGUUUUAAGGUG